AUGAGUUAAAAGUCAGAAAAGACAAACUAUCAUUGCAAAGCACCAAGAUGAUCUUAAUCAGACAUAUCUGUGUACUUCUUCUCUCUCAACAGUAUCUGAUUCAAAGUGAGGAUGUUCACCAACAUAUUCCUUUGACCACAGCUGAACACGGUCGAACUGUAACACUGCAGUGUCUGAUAUCAGAAAAUUAUGCAUUGAUGUACUGGUACAAGCAAACCCUUGGACAUGUGCCCCAACCUUUAACUUUUAAAGUUCAAAAUCAACUAAAUUCAACUGUUUUGAAAAACCCUCUGCGUUUCUCUGCAGAAAUGGUGAAAAAUAAUUAUGUUUUAAAAAUAAAAAAUGUAACCAGUUCAGACGAGGGAAUAUACUUUUGUCAAACCGGAACUAUGUAUGGGAUACAUUUCAGAAACGGCACCUUUGUGACUGUGAGGGGUAACUUUCUUCAGAGAUCUCACAACCUGACAGUGUUGCAGCAGCCAGAGUCUAAGCCAGUCCAUCCAGGAGACUCUGUGACUCUGCAGUGUUCAGUCCUCUCUGAGUCCUGUACAGGACAACACAGUGUGUUCUGGUUCAGAGCCGGGGCAGGAGAAUCCCAUCCAGGACUCCUUUACACCCAAAGAGACAGGGGAGAAGAGUGUGAGAAGAGACCUGAGACUCCCUCUCCUACACGGAGCUGUGUCUACAGCCUCUCCAAGAACAACCUCAGCUCCUCUGAUUCUGGGACUUACUACUGUGCAGUGGCCACAUGUGGAGAGAUACUGUUUGGCAAUGGAACAAGACUGGAUGUUAAAGAACCAGCAGUGGAUCUCCUAGUUAUCAUCCUUGGGGUGUCUUUAGCUGUGUGUGUUGUGUUUAUCAUUAUCCUCAUCUGUACCAGAAAGACAAGGACAGUGUGUGAGAAAUGUAAAGAGAGAACUGCCUUUCACGGAUAUGAAAAGACAACUGCUGAAAAGUCAACUGUGCAGGAUGAAUAUGAAGAGAAAUUAACUGCAGCUCUGCGUUUCUUUGGAACGAGAGGUCAAACCGAUGAGAGCGAGACCACACAGAAUAUCUAUUCUACUGUGAGGUAUUCAGAAUGGAAAUGAAGUGAUCAAUGGCAAAUCAAUACGUAAAUGUUGUUAGGGUGGCGGUUAAGGUUAGCUCAUUGUGUUGUAUUAUAUUGACUCUGAUAUUGAGAAUAAUGUGUCAGAGUGAUUUUGAGUUGUAGAUAUUCAGUCUUCAUAUCAGAGUGUAGUAUGAGCAGCAAUGCUACUAGAACUGUGGUUACAAUGUGGUUAGCUCUCAACAAAUGUUUCUUUACAUGUUUUUGAAGGCUGUUUCUAUAAAUGUCUGUGAAAUGAUUGGUGUAGAGUUCUUUUUGGAGCUGUGAUUUUAAUAGUGUAACAGACAUCAUCAUUUAAUCUCAAUAUGGUUAUUUUUUAUUGUAAUUGUGUUAUCUUGAUUAACUUCCUGGUUGUGGUUGUCAUGAUGAUGAAGUAAAAAAUUAGCAUAGGCUACAAGCGCUGUUGCCAUACAGCACCAAGAAAUAAACAAGUUUGAUAUUUUAAAACACUGACUGAAACCUGCUUCCACACCUCACCUCUUUUCAGUCAUGAGCUUUUCCCUUUAUAGAGCUGCCAGGUCUAAAGUAAAGGCCUGUGUUAUACUGAUAUUUUGACAGAAAUUUUACAUUUGGUUUAUGAUCUUUGCAAGGCGACUGUACCUGUCUGAAUCCAAGCAAAUAUAGUUGACCAAG
Molecule: messenger RNA, 1738 nt
Organism: Hypomesus transpacificus
Lineage: Eukaryota; Metazoa; Chordata; Actinopteri; Osmeriformes; Osmeridae
Exons: 6
Coding region: 48-1088 (346 amino acids)
Biological process (GO): response to bacterium
Source: RefSeq, a predicted model, not a curated record